Pistacia vera is the source of this 498-nucleotide messenger RNA. RefSeq names its product caltractin-like. Gene Ontology annotation, biological process: mitotic cell cycle; centriole replication. Gene Ontology annotation, molecular function: calcium ion binding. The record is from RefSeq and is a predicted model, not a curated record. Gene Ontology annotation, cellular component: centrosome; centriole. NCBI's taxonomy places the organism in Eukaryota, Viridiplantae, Streptophyta, Magnoliopsida, Sapindales, Anacardiaceae.
UAUUUCCUAUUAAAGUUGAGCUGAGAGAAGAAAAAGUUUGGUAAAAUUGACUCUAGUAUUUGGAUUCGUUUCCUUUUCUGAGAGGAUAUCCUGUAAAACGCGUUGCGAUCUCAUCGACCCAAAACAAUGGUGGCAAGUCUUUAUGGAGGGGCAUCUAGGAAAGAAAAACCAAGAGGCCGUCAUCAUGGGUUAACACAGCAGAAGAAGCAAGAGAUUAAGGAAGCAUUUGAGCUAUUUGACACAGAUGGCUCAGGCACUAUUGAUGCCAAAGAGCUGAAUGUUGCCAUGAGGGCUCUUGGUUUUGAGAUGACUGAAGAGCAAAUCAAUCAAAUGAUUGCAGAUGUUGACAAGGAUGGAAGUGGUGCAAUAGAUUUUGAUGAAUUUGUGCAUAUGAUGACAGCUAUUGGUGAAAGAGACUCUAAGGAAGAGCUCAUGAAAGCAUUCCAGAUCAUUGACCAAGAUAACAAUGUAAAUUUCUGUUAGUUUAGACCUUGAGUU